Pygocentrus nattereri (red-bellied piranha) is the source of this 8826-nucleotide messenger RNA. Its product is annotated as nuclear factor 1 B-type. Gene Ontology annotation, cellular component: nucleus. The transcript has 12 exons. Bases 1064 to 2704 code for a protein of 546 amino acids. Lineage: Eukaryota; Metazoa; Chordata; Actinopteri; Characiformes; Serrasalmidae. Gene Ontology annotation, biological process: regulation of transcription by RNA polymerase II. The record is from RefSeq and is a predicted model, not a curated record. Gene Ontology annotation, molecular function: RNA polymerase II cis-regulatory region sequence-specific DNA binding; DNA-binding transcription factor activity, RNA polymerase II-specific.
ACUUGCCUGUAAAAUAUUUGACUGACAGUAGUUUUUAGUGGAAAAACUAGUUACACAAAAUUGGUAACAGUUCUUAUUCUGGCUCAGUUUCGAGUAGAUGUAUUUUUUGCUUGCUCUACCACAGACGUAAUAUGUAUUUUUGUUUUUAACAAAUGUAAAGCACUGUCCAAAUGUUAUGCAGGUAAGUGUAAAAUUGGCAACAGAUUUUACAUGCGUUGUGUAAUGUAGUUGAACACGCUGUGCUAUAGAAAGACGAAAAAAGGCCUGUGCUGUGUAAGGCAUUUGCGAAGCCCCAUAGACUGUUGUGGAAUCGGCCUCUCUUCAGUUACAGCUUGCUUGGCAGCGGGCGCUUUUAAUGCCACUCUUACUUCCAGAGCUUUGGGGCAGAAGGAAUGUGCAGCUUGUGCCAAGGUGCCAUUUUCAUUGUCCACCUUGGUUUGAUUUUAAGAGGGGGCUUGGAAUAAUUGCCACACAUUUGUGCUUACAAAUUAAGUGACCCCCUUGGAACCCACAAAAUGUCCCGACCGCAAAGCAGACCCACUUGCAGGGAGAUGUAAAACUUUUUCCCCUUUUCUUUCUUGUUUCUUUCCCAGUCCCCUUUUCAGGUUCUUAACACUCAUGCAUAUGUCUGUUUGUGUAUUUGCAUUUAGCGGAGCGAGGGGGUUCUUCUUCACAAAAGCGUCUACGGCUAAUAGAUUCUGUCUACGGCACUUUCUCGACAGGCUUUGUGUGCUCCAAAAGGGUUCUCUGGGCUUGUGCUGUGGGGUCGGGCCGCUGUAGGAAUGCAGGGCUGUUUGAUAAGAAAGCUGGAAACAGUGAGGGGCGCAUGCUCUGGUGUGCCAGCGUACAGGGGCUUGGACUUGGAGCAUGCUCGGAGAGAGUGGGAAAAGAGAGAGAGAGAGAAAAAGUGAGAGAGAGAGAGGCAGAGUGAGGCUUUUCAAAUUGUCUGUUGUGUGUUGGCACGACGCGAGCAGACGCGGUAAACAGUGGCAUCCUCCUUCUGUGUGCUUGCAACACCUGCAGAUCCAUACAGGCCAGCGCUGCAUCUGUAACUGCAGUGGAAAUGGAUGAGUUCCAUCCCUUCAUCGAGGCGCUGCUCCCUCACGUGCGCUCCAUCGCCUACACCUGGUUCAACCUACAGGCAAGGAAGCGCAAAUACUUCAAGAAGCACGAGAAGCGGAUGUCCAAGGAUGAGGAGCGAGCGGUGAAGGACGAACUGCUGAGUGAAAAGCCUGAGAUCAAGCAGAAGUGGGCGUCGCGCCUCCUGGCCAAGCUGCGCAAGGACAUCCGGCAGGAGUACCGUGAGGACUUUGUGCUCAGCGUAACGGGCAAGAAGCACCCAUGCUGUGUGCUGUCCAACCCUGACCAGAAGGGCAAGAUACGGCGCAUCGACUGCCUGCGGCAAGCGGAUAAGGUGUGGCGGCUGGACCUGGUGAUGGUCAUCCUGUUCAAAGGCAUCCCCCUGGAGAGCACGGAUGGUGAGCGGCUUGUCAAGUCGCCACACUGCACCAACCAGGCACUCUGUGUCCAACCCCACCACAUCACUGUCUCUGUUAAGGAGCUGGACCUGUUCCUGGCCUACUACGUCCAGGACCAAGACUCUCAGCAGUCAGGAAGUCCCAGUAACAAUGAGCCUGGCAAGAACCCUCCAGUUUACUUGGAAGACAGCUUUGUCAAAUCAGGAGUCUUCAGUGUUUCAGAGCUGGUGAGAGUAUCCAGAACUCCUAUCACGCAGGGGGCAGGGGUGAAUUUCACAAUGGCAGACAUGCCCAGUCAGCCAUAUUACCAUGACCUGAACUCAGUGAGCUUACACCGCUCACUCCCUUCUCCUCAUGGCAGCAAACGAGCCAAGACGAUUCCAGAGGACAGUAUGGAGACCAGUCCCACCGGCCCAGACUUCUACUCCUCCCCCAGCUCACCAGUCAGCCGACCCUGGCAUGAGAGAGACCAAGCUGAGAUGUCCUCUCCCACCAUGAAGAAGGCGGAGAAGCCUCUGUUCAGCCCCACGUCCCCUCAGGACUCUUCACCCCGCCUGAGCUCCUUCCCCCAGCACCAUCACCCAGGCCUGACCAGUGUGGGCCACAGUGUGAUUUCCACCAGGAGUCCCCCCCCUCACUCUCCGCUGCAGUUCUCAGCUCCUGCCAUCCUUCCCCCUGCUCCCUCAUCCUACUUUUCCCAUCCCACCAUCCGCUACCCACCCCACCUAAACCCACCCGACUCCCUCAAGAACUACGUGCAGCCUUAUGACCCGUCCAGCCCCCAGAGUAGCCAGCCAAACAGCAGUGGUCAGGUGGUGGGGAAGGUUCCAGGCCACUUCACGCCAGUGCUGACCCCGUCUCCCCACCACGGCGCAGUCAGACCAGUCUCUCUCUCCAUGCCUGACACCAAGCCAAUCACCACAUCCUCAGAGGGUUAUUCAGCCCCUGGCACCCCAACUGCUAACCGUUUUGUGGGACUGAGCCCUAGAGACCCUGCCUUCAUCCACCAGCAACAGCUGAGGAUUUGUGACUGGCCCGUGAAUCAAAACGUCAGGUCUUAUGGCUCAGAGGAGGCUUUGGGGAUUUCUUGGCAAAGUCCUGGUACCUGGGCGAGCUUAAUUCCAUUCCAAGUGUCGAACGGGACUCAGAUUCUGCCAACAAAUGUCCAGAAUUACAGCAUAAACAUCAUUGGUGAGCCCCUUCUCCAGGCAGAGACAAGCAACUGACUGAGUGGGGCCGAGCCUAGAUUCUGGAGUGACAGGUCCGUGGACAAACCAGCAAGCAGCACUUAUACAAUCGCCAUUGACUUUUGUCCCUCCCACUGAAGGACUUUGGCCUAGAACAGAAGAGUGGGCUGGUUCAAAGCUGGCACGAGCCUCUCCAUGCCAGUCAGUCGUUGUGUGAGGCGGCCCCUCAGCUGACAUACUGUGAUAUUUACCAUAAAAAAAUUAGAUGCCUUAAUGUUUUUGCAUGACACGCUAGUCUCUUGUAGUGUUUUCUCUCAUUCUUACGUCACAAUUUCUAGUCUUGAUUUUUGAGCAGGUGUAGAAGGAGAGGCACACAAGGGCUGGCUGGCUGGACAUUUUUUGGAAAGCAGGCUCCAAUUCUGACAAACGCAUCAAACAAGGCUCAACCUAUUCAUUGCAUACCAUAGGAACAACUUUCAGCAAUUCAGAUGUUUCUGUUUUUAUUUUACCCUCUAAAUUUCAGUUUUUGUGAUCAGAAGUCACCUUUUAGUAUCUGUAAUCUUGUCAAUCCUGGAUUUGUACUUCCUUUAAAGGUAAAGGUUAACUUUACUCUCUUAAGAGUUAAGAACUCUGGAAACUUUUUUUCAGUGAAAGAAAAAGAUCUGUAUUACUAGGUUAGAGAAACAACCCCAUUCAUUUUUGAUAUAUCCUAGAAAGGAUUUUCAAAAAACGAAAAAAAGAAAAUAUCUCGUAUGAGGCAAGUGCAAUUUAAAUGAUUUUUUUACUGAAGGGAAGCUAUCAUAGUCUGUCUGCCCUAGGACUCUAAAGGAAGGGGGAACAAAAGUUUUACGUAAACUUUUUAAUCAUGAAUUACAAUUUAAAAUUGCAUCCUCAUAUAUGAAAAUGGGGGAUAGUUGAGGGUGGAAAAGUGUGAUUGAUGGUGAACGUUUACCUGAGCGGAACUAAACACGAACAAAACAGCACUUAUCUUGAGCCGUGCCCAAGCACUCGGGUAGCUUUUGUUUAAUUUAUUUUGUGAAAUGACAAACAGAAACUUAAAAAGGUGAAAAGACACAAAUAUACAGUGUGUAUAAAAUGGCUUAUUUUAAUAACCCACCAAUUUAGUGUGCAUUUUCAUUUGGGCCAUUAGCUUAUAAAGCUACUGUUUACAAUGUGAUAUUACAAGAAACAUGAGGAACGCAGGCUGGUGAAGUAAUUUAAGAGAAAAUGUGUGUGUGUGGGGGCGUGUGCGUGCGUGUGUGUGUGUUAUGUGUAAAAUCUGCACUCAGUUAAACACUAACCUGCAGGGUAAGGCUAGGUCUCAUGGUGCUUCUUUUAUGCCCACUUUGGUGGAUCCCAAGAGUUGCAGUCCCAGAAAUCCACAAUUGUUCACGGCAGUCCCAAUGCCAUCGCCUCUCCAAUCAGAUAUAUUUAUAUAACUAAUCUUUCCAAUAAUCUUAAUUUGCACGAAGAUAUAUAGUCCACAUUACGUGCCUUGCCUUUGAAUAUAGACAUCACUACACUUGUUUUUGCUGCAUUUAUUACCGUUUUAGAAAAAAAUAACAUUUUUAUGAUAAGAAAUAUUUUGUACUCUGGAUGAAAUUGUGACAUUGUUGAUUUUUAGCUCCAUUUACUACUUUAUCUCACAUUUACAGUGCAUAUCAAGGCUGUGUAUAGUUGCCGUUCUAAAGUUUAUAAUCAACCAGCAUUAUUUUUUCAGUAUUUUGGUGUUGUUUUAUUUUUAUUUUUUCAUCUUCCAGUCAUUAUUGGGGAGGGAGGGGUCCAGAAUUAUAAAAAUUAUGCAAUACCAAGUUUUGCCUAUGUAGGUAGUGCUUUUAGCUAUGUCGAUUAAUAGAAGCUAGUAUGGAGAUACAAAUAGUGUACACAUUUAUUUUGUUGAUGUUGUCAUGGUUAAUGUUGUUGUUGAUGUUGUUGUUGUUAUUUUCUUUUUUUUUUAAUUGACCAAAGUGGGAACUGCUUUCUAUGCAGUGUAUGACAAGGUCUUUUUUUUCUCUUGAGUGUACUGAAAGAUGGAGAGGCUCAUGUAAGGGUUGUUUUGUUUUGUAUUCUCUGUGAGGGGAGUAAUUAUUUUUCUACACUUUGUAGCAUGUCUGCAAAGAAUGCACCAUUUGGUAUAAUACGGCUGCAAAAUUCACUGAUCUGUCUACUGUGACUAACCAACACCUUCUUUAAACUUCACACCUGGGGUGCUAGCUCAACUCCUGGAAGAAGCUCAUUUUCAUAGGAGAGACAGCUUGGCUUGAGAGCGACAAUCAGCAAUGGAAUUCGGACAUUUUCAAACAUGUAUAUUGCAAUGAGGUACACAUCACUGAGACCAAUCAAAUUUAUCUUCACAUUUACUUUUGCGCAAUGAGGACAAUGAAUUUUAUCUGUAUACUGCACAUUCACAGAUCAUUCAACAUCUUUAUCAACACACUGUCAUUUCUUAUUGUCGGUACUGCGUCUUGAAAGCUAUGAAGAGUAAUCUAGAGCGUUUGGUCUGCAUAUUAUAAGUAGCAAUAUGCAAUUUCAAAAUAGAUGCCUUAAAUUUUUACAAAAAAUAGAAAAGUGACUUGAUAAAAAAAUGCGUUACAAUCACCACGCAGUCCUGCGUGAUAAAAACUCUCACAAUCAGAAAAUAAAUCUGCUAUCCUUUAUUGUUUUGUUAUCUUGGAGAUAUUCCCAGUUGUAGCCUUAUCGAGAUGUCAGUCAGGCUUGGGGACACCGUAUUAGCUCAUUAUCUGUAUUUUAUAUUCUAUUUGUGAUAAGCUACGGACUUCAGAGGAAGAGCCUUAUCUAUUCCCCAUUUGGUCUGGAGGACCAAGAUAUCUCACUGCUGAUUAAACGUUUAGCACUUAUACAGCACAUAGGCAAUCAUCCACCUACAGUGUCCUUUCAAUUAAACAUUGAAGACUAAAACUCCGUAACUCAGGCAUAAUGCUGCAAGGGGCAUUAUCAGUAUUGGUUAUUAGAUUUUCUUUCAAGAUGACCAUGAAAAAAUGAAAUUUACGUCACGUUUCUGCUGUUUGCCAAGAAGAUGUGAAAUCAUUCAACCUCAAACCAUGUCCUCAAGAAAAAAAAAACAAAUUGGACAUAAAACUCAAGUCAAGCUCACUCUCUCCUCCUUCACAAAUACGCUCAUUCAAUUUAGAAAAGUAAAAAAGUUUUUAAAAAAAUGAAGCCACCCCGUUUUAUGUGCACUGCUCUGCCUUUUUCCUUAGGAUUUGAGAAAAUUGAAGUGUUUUGCAGCCUUUUGGCCAUUGGCAAUGCCACUGAAGUGCAUUUCCCCUAGAGUGAUGGGAGUGUCAGGGUCAUAGUAUUGUUUUUGUGGUUUUAGAUUCGUACAAAAUGGUGAAGAAGGCUGUGGGUAAGGGCCAUUCUGAUGGCCGAAGUAAUAGCAAUAGUCUUUGGUAGUGGUCCUUAGGGGUUAAAAUCUGCUCUGGCAGCUCCGUGAAAUGUGUUGGCGCGGUGCGAGUGUGGCUGUGUGUGUGUGUGUGUGUGUGUGUGUGUGUGUGUGUGUGUGUGUGUGUGUGUGUGUGUGUGUGUUUGUAUAAAGCUGACUCUGACACUACAAGAUGUGAGCAAAUGAGGAUCUUUCUAUUGAAAUGCCUGCCUUGUAGACAAAAGUUUGUACACUGUAAAAGUUUUUUUUCUUUACCAUUGUUUGUAAAAAGCAUGGUUUUUAAAAUAAUGUUUAUGAAUUUGAUGCCCAACUUUUUUUAAUUGUAAAAAUAGGUUACAACAAAGUUGUUUUUGCGUCUUGACGCGAGUUACAGCUCUAGCUGCCCAUAAAAUAAGAAUUAGAAUGAUUGUGAGUUUUUUUGUUUUCAUUUUGUUAUACUUAAAAAGUGGAGGUAAAUUCCUAUUAUGUGGGACUGUAAAUGUUUAAAAGAAAUUGAUGAAGGUCUUUUGUUGUGUUUUGUGUAGAUUAACUUGGAUUUUGGAGACAUUUCAUAAAUGUUCAGAGUGUUGUUUUUUGUUAGUGUGGACAUUGAGUGCGUGUGACGUGAUAAUGUGAUAUCAAAAAUGGGAAGAGAAAUAAUGAUUCGAUUCAUGUUGGCUAGGAUCAUGUUUUGUUAUUUUUCUGGCAAAUAUGGAAAUCCUUGUCACUUUAAAAAGGCACCCGAUUCGAAUCUGCCAACAGCGAGUACCAGGGUAACGUUAACGAUAUUAUAUAUUGUUCUGCUGUCUCGUGCAAAAGAAAGCAUGUUAUUUCCCCAUUGGUAGAAGCUUACCCACAAUACAGUACACAUUUUGGUUUCUGAUGAAACAUUAUUUGUGUGAGACAUACUGUACUGAUGCUGACACUAAGGCAUGUUCGUUUCAUAGUGUUUACAUGUGCCCCGAAGUGGGUAGUGAUUGCCAUGCUAAGAUAAGUGCUCGUCACAUUCAUUGUGUAGUUUUCAAGGGCCAAAUGGUACUGGGAGAACUCCAUCUCCCAGCAGCCUUGAUGUGGCCCCUUAGACAUCCCGUUAUGUCGUCAUCGCAGAAGAGAAUUUGGGCAAACAGCAUUUGCACUUUCCACAGUUCCCACUACCCCUUCCAUUGGUGCGUUGUUUGUUGUUUGGUUUGAGUGUGCUCUAUUUAGCCUGAAUGGUUACAUCUAGUCCGAUUUAGUGUCAUCGUGGUAGCUCAUAACACUUCCCCUUCACCACAGUGUACAGUGUUAUGAAGCUUAUCUGAGGAGUUACAGUCAAUUUCUACACUUCUGUUGUGUUUAAGUAGUGAUUUUUAGAUGUUCCUUCCUUUUAAAGGGCUGUUUAUUUUUUUUUAAUCAGUUUAUUUGUUGAGUAAAUUUUCAUAGCAUUACAUGUAUUACAUUACAUGAGAUGAUGGCCUGGUAAAGUUGAGUAUUACACUUGGAAUUAGUUCUGAAAGCCAUGCUCAUGGACACUGAGAAGCCCACAAAUGUUUUCCUUAUGCAAGGAGGACUAGUGGCACUCAUGCAAUAUCUUGUCUUUAGUUCACAUGAAUGUGGAUCACUGCAGGAAAAAGGCAGGAGGACCUUUUAGUCCAUUUCUACAUUUCCAUGUACAUUAUUAGGGCAUUUUCAAUGGCAUGAAUGAACAUCAGGUUGACAUAAACAGGAACGUUUUAAAAAACCAGCAUAUUAAGAGACGUUUACCAAAAAAAAAAAAAAAAAGACAAAAAAAUGAUAUAUAUAUACAGUAUAUAUAUAUAUAAAUAUAUGUUAAACAGUGCCUGUUCCAGCUCAGAGUCUCAGUGGACUUCCCAUUGUAAAUAAAGAAACAAACACUGAUUGAGAUUUCUUUGGGGAAAAUAAUAAAUAAACAGAAAAAAAACAACUUCAGUCAAAACAGAAUGUGUGGGAUGCCUCUUCGUGCAUUUUUAUCUUUUUUUUUUUUUUUCUUAUCCCCCUGGGUUUUAUGUGAUGUGUCCUUCUUAAGCGUUUUUGUGCUUUGUUCAUUUUUGAAUAUUUUAGUCAUGUUGGAUGGAGUGCCCUGGUCUCUCGAUAUUUCUUUGAUGAGAUUAAAUGAAUAGUUGGGCAGUGUGUUUCUUUAGAUUGUCAAUGCUACACUUAGUACUACAGUAGAUGACAAAAAAAAUUUAAAGUCAGUUGAAAAAAAAGAUGCUUGCCAGCUCCACAGCAGGGUUGAUUUCGUUUGGGUCUUGUGGCACUUUUACACCCUCUGCAAAUUUUCAGACAUGGAUUUAUGACAUGACAACAACAACAGCAACAAAUGUUUUAAGGUUGUAUCAGCCUCUAGUGAUUGUAGUAACACCACAGUUGUAUGCAAACAAAAGGCAAUGUAAGUUCAUGAAUGUAAGUCAUAGACUUUUCCAAACCUUUGUGUUUCAUUCUCAGUUCAGGAAAUGCAGGUAUCCUUCAAGGAGUUGUAUAGCGAAGGCCUUGUUUUUCAGCUGUUUUGAUUUCUUGAGUUUGUGUUUUUUUUUGAGUUUUUAUUGUUUUUCAGUUUUCACAGCUAAACAGUAGGCACUGCCUUCGAGCUAGUUGCAUUUGGGGGCUAAAAUUGCCACAAGAUUAAAAAUGAGUGUAAAUAGCGCUUGACUUUUUUGUGAUUGUUACUGUUAUAUCCAGCCUAUACUGCUAGCAGCUGUUUUUACUGCAGUCAAUUACUGGAAGUGGAUAUAUUUCCUAUGCAAAACUGUUUAAACAAUAAAAUGAGCUAUGCUACAAA